AAAAUGGGAUGUAAGGCUGUUAAUGGAUUAGAAUUCAAAUUCACAGCCGAAAUCUCAGAGACAGAAACUACAUUUGUGAACACGAAAGUGUAACUAAGGUGACAGAUUCCAAAGAGAGUUUAUACUUGACUCGUCCCCAGGACGCAUUUUUGAAUCAGCGUGACGUCACACUGGUGAUACCACAACCUCGUGCCCACGGUCCUCUCUCAACCUCGAGAAAGUACUUUCUCGAGGUAGAGAGAGGACCCUGGGAACGAGGUUGCCAUAACUUCAGUGGAACGAAUCGUGACGGUUGCGCUCAGUGGAAUUUCAAGAAACACUUACAGCCACUUGCAGUUUGACAAAGUUAACAAUCAUACAAGUUGCGUACAUGAAAAGUGAACGGCACAAGCGCAUCAGGCUGACUAAGAUGAUAGGCUUCCCAAUAGGUGGAGAAGUUAAAUUCCAGGAGUGUCUGAAGUGAAAGCGAAAGUGCAACGUAAGCAAUUCCAAGAUGCAUCAGGCGAACACUCGUAAAUCAUCGAUCGCGAAUUAAUGCGACCUGAGUACGUCAAGGACGCGUCGUCAAGGAUUCUACGAAGCUGGGAAAGGAUCAGUUGCAAUGUCAGACCUUGAAGAAAGGAACAUACUGUGCAUUUUCAAGCUGGUGUAUGGAGUCGGUCUUCAAGCUCUUAGGGAGCUGUUUAAACAAAUCCAUCCCUCCUGGUCGAAUACGCCGGGUGAUGCAGCUGCCCUCGAUAAAGGAAACAUGUAUAUCGGUAGAGAGGAAGAAGCAUGUUUCAGGAGAGGAAACAUAGAAGAAUGGGACUUUUCAUUGAUGACAUCUGUUCUUCUGUUUUCUACAAAAUGUGCUCUGGAGAUCAGCAGGAGACCCGGCUAUGACAUUGCCCUCCACGAAUUAAAGAAGUGCCGUAACAAGUUGCUGGGACAUCCUUCCACAGACAGGAUGUCUGAUGCCGAUUUCAACCAUUACUGGCCUCUGCUGUCCAAGAACUUCAUUACACUUGGGGCUGAUUCUUAUGUUAUUGCAGCGCUCAAGCUCAAAUCAGAGGAAGAGCUCGUUGCUGCAGAACACUACAAACAGCUCUUUAUGGCAGAACGAGAUAGACACUAUCGAUGUGAAAAGAAGCUAGAAUCGAUAGAGAGAAAAUUGGAUUCGUUCAUUGCCAGUCAAUCAACUGAUGGGGCCUCCAAAACGCCUGCUGGCGCAGAAGAUCUCAGUGGUCCCAAGUGGGACGAAUGGUUGAAGUUUCGUCAUGCGGUUGGUGAUUUCGACACCCAGAAGAAUCAGUAUAUUCUUGUCACGGAUGCCAUGCGGAAUGAGGAGCUAGAGUGCUAUUCCAGUUUAAGAGGCGUCCCUUGGAAGAUGAUCUUAGAUUUCGAUCCCAAGUCUGAAGAGAACGGAUUUUAUCGAGAGUUCAUUUCAAAAGAAGGUAAAAUGAGUAAUCUAGCAAGCAUGUUUACACCAGCAGAAUUAAAACAGUGUACGAUGAAAAGUUUGUUACGACAGAUCGAUCCCCAAAAAAUCCAGUGGUUGUUUGUUAAUGGACGAGCUGGUGAUAACGGCGGUGGUCGUAAGGAGUUUUCAGAAUGGGAAGCCUCCUCAGUGAAAGACAUCAACAGUUUGUUUCGAUGUUGCUCGGACCCAGACACAUUUGACGAGUUGAAGCCCGUAGUAUGUCUAAUUCUUCCCUUCACUGACCACAGCAGACCCUAUUUGCAAGUUACAUUGAGUCGUCUAAUCGAAAACUUUGACAAACAUGACGUGACAUUUGUGUCUGUCAAUAACAAGAAUUGGACCAGCAGACCGGACAAAUUCAAUGUUCACGAUUUUGAGUUGUGCCCAAAGAUUCUUAACCUGGGAUUAAAAGACGUGCUUGGUACGUCGACGGAUCGGAAGCUUCGUAUGCCAACUUCCCAUGCUGGAGUCCCAGUUUACCUCAGUCCAAGACAGUACCUUUACAUCAAGGAAUACUUAGAAGUUCUGUACAUAGGAUGUGAAGAUCUACCAGAAGACAAGAUUAACUCUUCUGAGACUCAGGAGCACCAGGAGACAUACUUAGAGGAGCAGAGAAAGUCAUUCUUGUCCGGAAAUGAAAUUUCGUUUGCCAGUCUCUUUGAUAAUCAUGAUGCUAGAAGAGAAAUCGAGAGAGACAUCCAGAUUCACGUUCAACGGCUCCUUAACCAAGGCUCAGCUCGGCCGACCAUUGUAGAAAUUAGACAUUCUCCAGGCGCUGGUGGCACAACAAUUGCCCGCCGUGUACUGUGGGAUCUGCACAAGGAAUACCCAUGCGGGUUAAUCGACAUCAGCUCUCAACACUACUCGGAUGAAGACAACGUCUUUGCAAAUGCACUUGCAGAGCGAAUAUCCUCGAUUGAAGAAAUCUGCAACACAAUUCCAUUAGUUCUGAUCGAUGGAAAACAGUCUGGUGCUAUAGAGGGCCUCUCAAACAAACUUGCACGAAUUCUUCAAAGCUGGGGAAAACGAGCCCUUUUAUUGCGUUGUCUCCGAGGAUCAAAAGCCUCUUCAAAAGGAGUGCAGGAAAAGGAGUCGUCCCACGUGCACAAAGUGUUUCAUGUCAAUGUUAAAUUGGAAGAAUCGGUCACAGAUCUGAACGAGUUCAAGUCGAAGUACAAAGAGUACCUGGUCACCAUUGACGGGCCGCUAGUCAAGAGACAAGUCCUAUCUGGCCUAUGUCGUGUAUUCCAUUUCCCCCUUCUUUCGAUGAUGGAAGAGUUUCGUCCUAAACUUGAGAAGAUAAUCGAAGACACCUUCAACGAAAUGGGCGGAAUUCAACAAGAAAUCGCUGCCGUUGUGGCCUUCUUACAAAAGUAUGCAAAUCUUCCGACCCCAGCAAUUCUUCUGCAUGAAGCUUUCAAGCAGUUCACGCGGGUCCUGCCAGAUGACAAAAAGAGUGCUACCUACGAUGAUAUUACGCAGCUUUUCUCUGAAUACCUCAUGAAUUUAAUGAUACCUGCAAAGCCAACACCUUCUGGAAACCAAAAGCCACCAGAAAGUUACACGUUUCAGCAUCCAUUAGUCGCAGACUUGGUGCUUAAGAGGGUGUAUCGAGAGCAGAAGCGUGACCUUUUUGGAAUAGUGGACCGAUUUCUUCAGUUUCCCAUCUAUCAACACGAAACGCUUCUACCUGUCUUUAACGAACUGUUCAUCUACAACAAGAUCAAGACAGGACACAUCGAGAAGUUCAAAUUCUCCAUUCUGUUUGAAGAGCUGAAGAAUACUGACUCAAAUCGUGCGGCCGAAAUCUUUUGUAAAGUGGCUGAGAAGACAAAUGACUCGGUGACGUUCGCCAAUGCAGCACGAUUUUGCGCCAAGAAGGAACCUCCUUCGUUUCCAAAAGCAAAGGAACUUAUUCAACGUGCCUUGCAAGUUCAUGGAUCUUCGCCUUCAAAAGGUGGAUACAAAAAUUUGUGUCACACUAAAGGUGUCGUCCUCUACUUUGAACUGAAGGACAUGAUCCAUAGAGGGGAAGUUGAGGAUCUGACCAGACUGGAAGCAAUGGCCUGUAAAGUUCUUCAGGCACAUCGUGAAGCACGAACCUUCCCUCCAACCUACCCGCAUCCUUUAAUUGGCGAAGUUGACGUUUGGUUGCUGUGCAUUAAAUGGAUCAUGAACAACCUUUGCAAUCACGAUGCAGAAGAGACUUUGACUUUUGUGACUAAUCGGUCUCCUCCCUUCUUUCGGACUUGCAUAAGUGAUUCUUUUCAUCUCUUGGAUGUUGUUGAUAACAUGGUCCAAAGUGUGUCUUAUCUGGCAGAUCCCGCGGAAACGAAACGGCUGUCUAACAAGUUGAGGUUGUCUUUGAUGAAGACGUUUCGCAGACGAUAUGUGCCUUUAGGCAGGCUUAAAGCUGACGAAGACAUUGUCCAGGCCUGCAGAGCAAUUUGUACAACUAAGCAUUUCCGAGAGUCAUCGCAGUUGGAGCUUAAACGACUUCAAGCCCACUUCAUGUUGACGAACAGCGAGCAGCCAAUCGAUAGUUUGAAGAAAGGAGAUCUUGAGUUCCUGCUCAAACUUCUGGAAGAUCUUGUUCUGAAAGAGGACGAGUAUCGCUUGGCUCAUCACUUGAUGAAAGUCUGCAUGCUGGUGACCGGAGCAAGAUCUUACAGCCUUGACCAAGGUCUUCACGUCUGCGAGAAAUGGUCAGUGGUCUCAACUCAUGAUUGCCUUCCAGAUUUUUACCAGAUGGUUAUCUGUUUCCUACAGAUUCUUGAUGGCAACACACUGGAGUUUAUGCCGAUGUACAUCAAAGCCUUGGAAAAGUGCAAAGAAAAAUCUCAGAAUCAUUUGCGAAGAUUUUAUGCCACAAUCUAUGUAGGCAAGGAAGGAAAAGGUAUGUCUCGCCUCAUUAGUCGCAACAAGUUACUUGGGCAAACUGACUACUCUCCCGAUAAAUUUUGGCAAGUUGAUAGCAGACGGAAAUUGCUAGAGUGCAAAGGAAGAAUUCGAGUGAAGCAAUCAAGUAACCUAGGAAAGUCAACACUCUACAUUGAGCUGGUGCAGGGAAAUCUUGAGCUUUAUGUUGGCAAGAACGCAGACAUUGGCAAAGUGGAGAGGGACUUUACACCAGGGGCAUUGGUGUAUUUUGUUGUAAGUUUCAAUCUUCAGGGACCUGUCGCGAAUGGCAUAACGUUUUCGCAGCAGAAUCCAUCAAAUGAGUAAAAGAGGUACUCGUGAUCACUUGCAGUUCAAGCAAGAGAAAAGCAGACUUAUUCAAGUCAAAGCAUUGUUUAAAAUUGGCUGACCCCACCGCGUCACAAGUCCCAGUCAGUGAAUACUAAACUGUACGUUUAGACGAUGUUCGCCAGAACAAUGCCAGCAGUACAUGUGCACAUGUGUAAGAAUGGAUUUUGACAUGACUGUGAUGUGGACUAACAUUUGUCAUCACCUUCGAUAUGCCCAGUGACGUUUCAAAUGUAAUGUAUAUAUCUGACUAUAUUUCGCGUAUUUCCUGCUUUUUAUUAGGAAGAUCGUUAGAUAAAGUUGUGACUGAAUUUUACAUGGUAUAUCACCGCCAGAUUGUUGUGACAUAGCUUUAGCUACAGAAGUGAUACUUUAAUCGCCUCAUUUAUUUCUUUUUACUUGUAUUAGAGAAAAUUAGACUUAUUCAAGUCAAAGCAUUGUUUCAAAUUGCUGACUAAUGGCCCCACCGCGUCACAAGUCUUAGUCAGUGGAUGCUAAACUGUACGUGGCAGGAUGGACAACUGUCAGUUGACGAACAUAUUUUAUCACUUUGAUAUGUCCAGAGACAUUUUCAACUUAUUAAGUAAUGUAUAUAUUUUAUCAUAUUUGGCAUAUUUCCUGUUGUAAUAUACGAAGAUCGUUAGACAACGUUGUGACAGAGAAUUUUACAUUUAAUACUUUCAAUUCAUCGCCAGAUUGUUUUGCAAUAGCUAUAGUUAUCGAAGUGAUGCUAUAAUCGCCAUGCUUUUUACAGCAAAGUACAAUGUAAAGUUUACGCAAAUUGUGGAGACCAAAUAAGGUUAAGAAAGCUACUUUAGACCCCUUUGAUCUUUUUUCACUUGUAUUAGAGAAAAGCAGACUUGUUCAAGUCAAAACAUUGUUUCAAAUUGGCUGAAUAAUGGCCCCACCGCGUCACAAGUCUUAGUCAGUGUAUAUUAAACUGUACGUGGCAGGAUGGACAACUGUCAAUUGACGAACAUAUUUUAUCAUUUUGAUAUGUCUAGAGACAUUUUCAGCUCAUUAAAUAUAAUGUAUAAUUUUAUUACAUUUCGCAUAUUUCUUGUCAAAUACGAAGAUCGUUAGACAAAGUUGUGACAGAGAAUCUACAUUGCUUUCAUCGUGUAAUUGUUUGCAAAGACUGCAUUAAGUUGACUAAGCUAGUUUGGACCAUUUCGGUCUUUUCUUUUUACGUGUAUGCAAAAUGAAUAUAGUAGGAAUUGGUAACAAUAUCGACGAACUCUCGCAGCGUUUGAUUUAGAGAGGAUCAGUUUAUUGGAUCAUUUUUACUGUUUUUAUUACAUUUCAUAGAACUUUUUGCUGUCCAACCCGGGUCUACUCGUCAAUUCGUCAAAGGUAUUCUUCAUAAUUUGGUAACAAAGCUGAAAGCAAACGAGAAAAAAACAGCAACAAACAAACCAGAUGUGAAAGAAAAACAGCGAGUAGAACAAACCUUUUGUAGUUUUUCAGCGAAUAUUUCUAAAUAAAAUGCACUUUUGUUACCACUAA
Messenger RNA from Orbicella faveolata, 6211 nucleotides. RefSeq lists its product as uncharacterized. Gene Ontology annotation, cellular component: cytoplasm. NCBI's taxonomy places the organism in Eukaryota, Metazoa, Cnidaria, Anthozoa, Scleractinia, Merulinidae. The record is from RefSeq and is a predicted model, not a curated record.